Messenger RNA from Linum tenue, 1450 nucleotides. Lineage: Eukaryota; Viridiplantae; Streptophyta; Magnoliopsida; Malpighiales; Linaceae. The record is from the annotation of a GenBank genome assembly.
AGAAGAGAAAACAGCUGCCGCUAGGCGCUAGCGUACGUUUACUUUCUCCACCAAAGAUGACCGGCAAAGCUCUCCCAAUGGUGGUUGAACCCAACAUCUUCAAGAAGAUCGCUGCCGUCCCCAAUGAGAAAGACCUGAUCGACAGCUUAUUCUCCGAGCAACAACGCCGGACACCUACCUUCCUCCACACGGAAUCGCUCCCUCCUUCCCUCCUCCUCCGCCAGUCCUACGUGCGAAAGGUGAAGCACGCACACCUAUACUUCAGCAGCAAGCUCUCCAAAAUCGCACACGACUUCCCCCGCCUGAACUACAUCCACCCUCUCUACGCCGGCCUCCUCCGCGCCGAGGAUCGCUACGACGUCGCCCUCGCCCGCAUCAACAACGCCAGGCUCCUCAUCGCCGACAUAUCCGAGGAGCACCUCAAGUUCAUGACGGAGUACUGCGGAGUUGGCGGCGCUCCCACGCCGCUUCGCACGUGCAGGUCGUUGUGCGUUUCCGCCGUGGGCCGGAUGUGCACCGUGGUCAGGAGGCUGGGGCCGAGUCUGGCGUAUCUCGAGGAGACCAGGCUGCACAUGGCGGGGCUCCCCUCCAUCGACCCCGACGCCCCGACGAUGGUGCUCGUCGGCUCCCCCAACGACGCGAAGAGGUCGUUCAUGCGGCAGAUGGCUGGAGGUGAUCAUGUCGACUACUGGCACGCUUUCUAUGUGGCUCGCGUGGCGGGCAUGGACCAGGUGAUAAAUACGGUGGCGUCGAUCGACCUGAAGACGACAUCGGCCCUGGCGCGUCUCCGGUGCGCCUGCGUCCUGUUCUUCCUGGACCUGUCGGACGACGUGAGGCGGCAGGCCGCACUGUUCCGCAACGUGAAGUCCGUGUUCGUGGACAAGCCCUUCGUGGUCGUUGUCCACCGCAAUGUGGAAGGACUGAGUGAGGUGGAAAUGGUGUUGGUCAGGGAGAUGACAUCGCCCGAAGCACUGGCGCCGUCGUCGUCUGGUGGUGGGACGGGCAACGACGGCAGGAAGAUGGGUAUGGCUAUGGUCAUGGGGACGGUGGACGAGAAGAGCAUGAUGCGUGUGAAGGAGGUGGCCUGUGAGCAGCUGCAGGAGCUGAAGAUGAAGGCAGAUGGAUAUAGCAGAUUGAACGUUGCCAUGCCUAACGAAGCAGCAGAGGUGAGGACGGUCUGGAACAUGCCGACUGGCCGGUUCCAACUCGGUGCUCGUAAAGAUAACGUGCAUGGCUGCCAUAUUGAUACCGAUAUCAUGCUGAGGCUUCUUGAGUUGGAAUGUGGCGAAGGGGAGAUUAUUAAGCAAGCUGAAGCAGAAGAAGAAGGUGAUAUGAGGAGGAGCGUUGGCAGGCUGGUCCCAAGGCUAUGAGGUCAUUCAUUUAUUUGUAUUUCAAUUCGGUAUUUCCUAUUUUUGCGGAUUAAGGAUUCGAAAUUUUUAUUUUUCGGACU